Molecule: messenger RNA, 3184 nt
Organism: Macadamia integrifolia
Lineage: Eukaryota; Viridiplantae; Streptophyta; Magnoliopsida; Proteales; Proteaceae
Product: proline-rich receptor-like protein kinase PERK12
Exons: 8
Coding region: 503-2728 (741 amino acids)
Biological process (GO): protein phosphorylation
Molecular function (GO): ATP binding; protein kinase activity
Source: RefSeq, a predicted model, not a curated record
AUGAGGAUGGAAGAAUUUAAAAAAAACAUGAGCAGCGGUUGGGGUUUCCGAUCGUCAUUAGCUAGAUUUAGAAAAGGAGAAUAGAAAAGAGUUUGAGGGGUUGUUAACAGUGAGGGUAAGAGGUAGAUCUGUAGGUUCCGGCAGGUCUGCAGAAGGUAACGGAAAUUUUUUUUCUGGAGAGGUUUUUGGAUUGUUUUGGAAUUUCUGGCGGAGUUUCUGAAUAUUCAAGGGGAAAAGAAGGAGCUUUCGCUGAUGAUGAUGACAAUGUGGAUGAAGAUUAUGGCAUUGUAGCUAUUUCUUCUCGGACCAGGUUCUUCCUUUUGAUUCUCAUUUGAAUUAUUCCUUCAAUCGUUAGUGGCAAUUAUUGUUUCCUAGGGUUUCUUGGUUCGUUCUGUAUAAUACCUAUAUGGAGAUUAAGAACUAAGAAGGGAGGAAAGAUUCAGAGAGAUGUUAGAAGGGAGGGGAAAAUUUUAAAAAAGAGGAAAAUCAAAAGCGAAAGAGAAUGUCGAACUCGGCACCAUCACCGGGUUCCGCACCUCAAUCUCCUCCUUCUCCUCCCAGUCAAACAUCUCCCCCAACAGGUGCUCAAUCUUCUCCUACAGCUUCUCCUGCUCCGCCUCAGGGGUCACCACCACCCACACAGGUGCAGAAUUCUCCCCCACCCACUUCAAAAGCCACCCCUCCAUCUUACUCGCCGCCUCCGACAUCUACCCCACCAUCCGGUUCCCCUCCUUCACCACCACCUUCGCAAUCAUCGGGUUCUAGUUCUCCACCACCAACACCGGCAGUGAGUUCAAACCUGCCACCCCCAUCAGGUUCAGGCUCGUCAAAGUCUCCACCUCCAUCUUCAAAUCCUCCCCCACAAGUGCCACCUCCUCCAGCAUCAAAAUCUUCUGCUUCUCAUCCUCCUCCAGCUUCCCCAAAUUACUCCCCUCCACCAACCAGCACUCCUAGUUCACCUGUAUUUUCUCCUCCUCCGCCUAAUACUCCUCCUGCUGGAUCCGUACCAACUCCAUCUGCUCCUAAUGUCCCUCCUCCGCCAGUUACAGGAAACUCAGGAUCACCACCAGCACAAACAACCUCCCCUCCUUCAGCUCAAAGCCCACCCAACGCGGUCCCAUCUCCUCAAGCACCUGGAUCACCAUAUCAAUCUUCAACCCAAAAUCCUACUCCCCCAAAUGUCCCUCCAUCUACAUCAACUCCUCCAGCUCUGCAAACUCCAAAUCGUGUCCCAAGUCUAUCCCCUCCAUCAUCCUCCACCCUUUCCCAAUCUACCACUUCGUCGAAAUCAAGUAGCACUACUUCUGGACAUGGUCCUGCUAUUGGAAUUACAGUUGCAGGGGUGAUGAUUGUUGCCUUCGUUGCCUUCUUCUUUGUGGUAAGGAGGAGGAAAAAGAAACAAGAAGUUGCUUUUUCAGCCCAGUAUAAAUCUACACCAAGCAACUACUCCGGACAACCAGAUGGGUAUUAUUAUCACUCCUACCAAUAUACAGGGGGGGCUUCUGGACAAACAGGUGGAAAUUUCCCAACCUCUCCUUCUGCACUUGGACAUAGUUAUGGAAGCCACAAAGGAUAUAGUCCUCAGGCUCCAGAUGCGAAUGUCAUGGGUACCCAAUCAUGGUUCAGCUAUGAAGAGCUAAUGGAAAUAACUAAUGGGUUUUCUCGGCAAAACAUUCUGGGUGAGGGUGGGUUUGGAUGUGUUUACAAGGGUUGGCUUCCAGAUGGGAGAAUAGUGGCAGUGAAACAGCUCAAGGCUGGUAGCGGACAGGGAGAGAGGGAAUUCCAAGCUGAAGUUGAGAUCAUUAGCCGUGUUCACCAUCGGCAUUUAGUCUCUUUGGUGGGCUAUUGCAUUGCUGAUCAUCAUAGAUUGCUUGUUUAUGAAUUUGUUGCAAACAAGACUCUUGAACACCAUUUGCAUGGAAAAGGACUGCCUGUGAUGGAAUGGUCCAAAAGAGUUAAAAUUGCACUUGGUUCUGCUCGAGGGUUGGCUUAUCUUCAUGAAGACUGUCAUCCAAAAAUCAUCCACAGGGACAUCAAAUCAGCAAACAUACUGUUGGAUGAUGCCUUUGAAGCACAGGUUGCUGAUUUUGGGCUUGCGAAAUUAACAAAUGAUACAAACACCCAUGUAUCAACUCGUGUUAUGGGGACAUUUGGGUACAUGGCACCAGAGUAUGCAUCAAGUGGCAAACUGACCGAUAGAUCUGAUGUGUUCUCAUUUGGAGUUGUGCUUCUAGAGAUUGUGACGGGGCGUAAAUCUGUUGACCCAACUCAGCCUUUGGGGGAAGAAAGUUUAGUUGAAUGGGCGAGGCCACUCUUGAACCAUGCCCUUGAGACUGGAGAUUUGGAAGAAAUAGCAGAUCCAAGGCUUGAAAAGAGAUAUGUGGAGAGUGAGAUGUUUAGACUGAUUGAGACAGCUGCUGCUUGUGUUCGCCAUUCUGCUCAAAAGAGACCCCGCAUGUCGCAGGUUGUGAGAGCAUUGGACACCGAGGGUGAGAUGACAGAUCUCUCCAAUGGUGUGAAAUAUGGUCAGAGCACAAUUUUUGAGUCUGGCCAGAAUGCCGACCUUCAGAGAUUCCGAAGGAUGGCGUUUGGUAGUAGUGAUGAUAGCUCUGAUUACAGCAUAUACAGUGGGGAGAACAACUCUAGAGAGGUACCACUCAAAACCCAAAGUUCAUGGAGUCAGAAUGGUUCAACUGAGUUCUCCAUUGUUGGCAAAGGCAGGCCAUAAUAAACCAACCAAAUGGUUAGUGAGCAUAGUUCCAACAAAGCCCAAUUCAACAAAUGAAUCCACAUGUAUAACAGAAGGUGAAUUCUUUGGUUAGUGUAGAUUCUUCUUCGAAUGUACCUUGGCCAUAGAUACUGCUUUAAAGAUGCUACAGCUCAAGGGUACUUUACAUCCAGCUGUGUUUGAUUCUGGAGGUUCCUUGGGAGCAAGAAAAAAAUUUUCAGUAGCUAGAAUUCUGGAACCACAAUCUUCAUCUCAACAUGUUGGAUGGUCACAACAACCAAGUGCUGUAACUCAGCUCACCUGACCUUAUUAGUACAAGGAUGUUUUUCUCCAGGUCUUUUUUGGUGGAGGGGGAGCGACUGCUCAGAGUGAUUUAUGUCAUUAUAUUAUUUAUGUGACUCAUUUAUUUUCAUUUUAUAUCAGUGAAAUUUUUAAUCAUUGUUUUCUUUGUUGUAA